This is a messenger RNA of Symbiodinium sp. CCMP2592, 939 nucleotides long. The record is from the annotation of a GenBank genome assembly. Lineage: Eukaryota; Dinophyceae; Suessiales; Symbiodiniaceae.
AUGUGCCUAAGAUGGCUGUGGCGGUUGCUGUUUCUCUCUGCGGUGGACUCCAGAGGAGAUGAGACCUGCUGGAUGGAUGGUGUCACCUGGGAACAGUGUUGUGCUGCCAAAUUUGGCCCCGAGGGAAACGGCGCGUGCUGGGGCGGUGACUUUACUUUCGAGCGCUGCUGCAUCGAUGCAGAGCCUGCCGAAGUUCCCGCGGAGUUGACGGCGGCUGCGAGCGCCGCGUACCCUGCUUGCUGGCAUCCUGGAGUUGUCCUCCGCCACGCUGGCGAGAAUGGCGUCUUUGCGGAUCUCUCGCUCUAUGGCCACACUGGAUGCUUUCUCAACAACUGCAAACUCACAGACAAGUUCGCCGCCGUCGAUGCUGGCGUUUGCGGCCGUGCUUGCAGCGAAGUGGAAGAGUGCCGUCACUGGACAUUCGGACAGCAGUACGGAGUGAAGACGUGUUUCCUCCGAAAAUCAGAUGCAGGUCGAGCUUUUCUGCCUCAUUGGGUCUCGGGGACCUCCGAUUGCGCUCCACCACGCUUGCCGCCUGCCUGGGUGGCAUUGCGGACUGCAAAGUGUGAGGGUCUUCGAGCUUGCGAUGCUGGAAAAGGCGAGGGAUGUCCGGAUGUGGAAGCAGCAAUCACCACCUGGCUGUUUGCAAUCGACCACAUGAAACGUGCGUUUACGGGUCGAGUGGAUCAAGACACUUGGUCGCACAUUGAGCGCAUCGGCAAAGAAUCUGCAAAUUUCCGAGCUGGGCUGCACUCGGAGUACCGUCCGAGUGACAAAGACUUCCCACGCAUCAUCUACAACAACAGGCUGAUCUUCAACCAUUUGGAAGAGGCGCUCUCUUCCCAACCAGCAGGGACAGCCACGGAGGAAGACGCAUCACUCCCGAAUCCGUUGCGCUUUGGGAAGUUGUGUGGUAAGUCCUCUUGCUUCGAGCUUUGA